Messenger RNA from Necator americanus (New World hookworm), 540 nucleotides. RefSeq lists its product as uncharacterized. The coding region runs from base 1 to 540 and encodes 179 amino acids. The record is from RefSeq and is a predicted model, not a curated record. The transcript has 4 exons. NCBI's taxonomy places the organism in Eukaryota, Metazoa, Nematoda, Chromadorea, Rhabditida, Ancylostomatidae.
AUGGAGAACGAUUACAGUAGCCUGGUGGAGGAAUUUGGCUCAACCUCGUCAAGAAGCGCCUUUGUACGACUGAGAAAGCGCAGAGGACAAACUCCAGAUAGCCAACAGGCGGUAAUUGUCGGAAUUGAUGCGAGUGCAAAGACAAGACUUGAACAACAAUCUGAUGUGGUUGGGAAAUGGUUGUAUCGCACCGAAUCAAGCAUCGGGAGGAAUCACCUGCGGCAUCAGUUAGUGUGGGAAAAGACAUCACCUUCAAUGCCAAAAAAGCAGCAGAAGCGGAAAAUGCCGUCCGUUAAGCUUCAGCUCAAUUAUGAUCCGGCAAAGAAUAUCUCUUUACGAUGCAUUCGAAAUUCUAGCUUAAUGCUACGGUGCCAGCAAAGGAGUCGCGGAGCCCAACAUCAACCAAAGCUCGACCAAGCAUAUCUGAGAGUUGACGAGUGCAAUAAGAAUCGUGAGUACGGAUGGACGCCAAGAGCGAAGGAGUUUGAAAGGACGUGGGAGGACAAGAACCCAAAGGAACCCUAUGCUCUACCAAGAUAG